UUUGUUUCUUCAGCAACUUCUGUCCUAGUAUCUUUCAUGGUCUACUAUGCCCCUUGGACAGAAUUCAAAAAGAGGAGGAGUAACGCUAUUCAUCCCUUAAUGAAGAAGCAGAACCAUCAAAAGAACACUAGACAAGAAGCUGAAUUGCUACCACUAGCCAUGCAAGAGCAAGGAAGCAAAGAGCUAUCAAGAUUGUUGGAGAGAUUGAUUCCUAGAAUGAGCUUCAAGGAAUUAUGCAAGGCAACCGAUUACUUUAGCACAGAUAACGUUUUAGGGAUAGGAACGACAGGGAUUAUGUACAAGGCAAAGGUACCAAAUAACUGUUUUCUAGCAGUUAAGAGACUAUAUGGCGCUGAUGAAUACAAGAGGGAAUUCUUGCUUGAAACAAUGAUUCUGGGGAGACACAGGCACAGAAACAUAGCUCCAUUGGUAGGAUUCUGCAUAGAAAAAAGAGAAAGGAUUUUGGUGUAUAAGUACAUGUCUAAUGGAAGACUCAGUGAUUGGUUCCAUUCUGAUGAAGGAGAUCAAAAAAUAAAACUAGAAUGGCCAGAGAGAAUUCACAUUGCACUUGGGAUUGCAAGAGGUUUAUCUUGGCUCCACAAAAGGUGCAAGAUAUUCCAUCUUAAUUUAGAUUCAGAGUGUGUCUUGCUAGACAGGUAUUUUGAGCCAAAAAUAUCCAAUUUUGAGAAGGCAAAAUUUCUAAACCAUACAGUUGAAGAUCAUGUGAGGAUGAAUGUUAUGAAUUAG
Molecule: messenger RNA, 747 nt
Organism: Glycine soja
Lineage: Eukaryota; Viridiplantae; Streptophyta; Magnoliopsida; Fabales; Fabaceae
Product: probably inactive leucine-rich repeat receptor-like protein kinase At5g48380
Exons: 2
Coding region: 37-747 (236 amino acids)
Biological process (GO): protein phosphorylation
Molecular function (GO): protein tyrosine kinase activity; ATP binding
Source: RefSeq, a predicted model, not a curated record